AAGAGAAAAAGCUCGUUUAAUGUAUGAAAUUUUUGGUCCUGAAAUCACGGAUGAUAGUGAUGAAACUGGCUCUGAAGAAGAAUUCAUGGAGACCAACUUAUUGCCCUUGGAGAGUCUGAAAUGGGGAAAACGUGGAAAACGCAGCAUGCGUAGUGGCACAUUCAAAAGACAGAUGCUAGAAAAUCAUGUUGAACAACAUAAAAAUACUCAAGAUGAGAUGGAUAUUCAAGUCUUGCUUGUUUCAAUGGAUGCGUCAGUGAUACCAAAUUUGCAGAAUCCUCAAGUAAUCUGCAAACAAAACGUGACAAUGAAGUCACUAUGUGAGAUGUACGUUGCUCCUUACGUUGAGGCACAAGUUGAUGAAAUCGAGAUGUUUGUGGUUAACGAGUUGGUGACAGAGUCGAGAGUGAUUGAUCCCCACACAGACAGAGUACAAAUUGUGAAGAAAGAAGACAAUGUUGGUGGAUUGAUGAGAAUGUAUGACUUCAACAAGGGACAUGUGAUUAUUGGCUAUAUGAAGACUCCUUUAGAUAACCAAGAGUAAUAACAACAAAUUGAGUGAUGGAGGCCAGUGGAGAUGUCAACUCAUUUACAAAUAAGAAACCACCUAGACUUUU
This is a messenger RNA of Arabidopsis arenosa, 617 nucleotides long. The record is from the annotation of a GenBank genome assembly. Lineage: Eukaryota; Viridiplantae; Streptophyta; Magnoliopsida; Brassicales; Brassicaceae.